Molecule: messenger RNA, 1315 nt
Organism: Psylliodes chrysocephalus
Lineage: Eukaryota; Metazoa; Arthropoda; Insecta; Coleoptera; Chrysomelidae
Source: the annotation of a GenBank genome assembly
GACCAGCGGGGACCAGUUUUUAACCAUUAAUAUAUCCAAUGGUUGACCAUCUAAUAAAAUAAAACAAAAAUAUUAUUUAAAAACAAAAUAUAUUUAUUAUGAAUAUUUAUUACCAAAAAAAAAAACAAAACUUAUUGAUAAACAAACAUAAAUGAUUUUUUCUAUUAUUCAAAAACAGCUUUGGAAAACUUAAAUUUUAUGCGGUUUCCAGCGGUUAUUGUGGUUGGUGUUUCUAAUUUUUUAAUUAGUUUGCAUCUAACUUAAUUUUUUUAGAUACAUUGCUUAGCGGUUCUUCAUCAUCGCUACUAAAAUGUUCAGUUGAUAUAUCAUCUAUACUGGAUCCACUAUCCUGCCAUUCAUCAUGGACACUUCCUGAACUCUCAGCAUAUGUUGCUUUUCUUUGUUUUUUGUUAAAUAUUUUUGGUUUAGCUGUUUUAUUCUGAACUUGUUUUUCCUCUUGUAACCACUUUAAAGAAGCUUUCUCAUUUUUUAUCCUUUCUUUAUCAGCUUUAUCUUUUCUGCUUUUCUUCAUGGUACUGCAACCACUUUAGAGAAGUAGGUGCGUAGGGCAGUUUUUCUUUUCUAUUGAUUUCUUUUUUUUUUCUGGGGAUUCUUCAGGCCAAAAAAUAUCAAGAAAUGCAGUGCUUAUUUUUCGAUUUUGUGGUUGUAAUUGCGCACUUUGCGGCACUGGCGUCACACUUAUUUUAAUGAUGUCACUAAGAAUAACUAGUGGGUUGAUGAUAUAGAAAAUCUCAAAUUUAUUAUAUCCCCAGAAAUUAACCAUCUGCUCAAAAAUGACCAUUACCUUAUUACCUAAUUAUUUCUACUAAGUCCACUUACCUUUCUUUUUAGAAUACAACAGUAACUUAAAAAACAGAAAUAUUCUUCUAAUGGGUACUUGUUACACAUUAACCUAGAAAGCAAUUGAAGCAUAGAAGGAAACAGCAUGGACAUGAGGAUGAGUCCGGGCAUUGAGCAACAAGGCGAACACCUUCCUUUCGCCUUCAAAAUGGGAUCCACCGGAACCAAAGGAGCCGGUAAUCAAGUGGUUGUCAAUCCCCCGGUCAGCAUAGGCUCCGAUGGGGCCCAAGUCGCCGAAUUCUCAGACCCCAACAAGGAGUUGUUCGUUCUGAGGAUUGGCAAAAAGUCUGAGGGGGCCGACAAGAAGCAAACUCUUGAGCUGGAACUUUGUACACCAAAAGGGCCCGAACUGAAGCCUAUACCUCGAAAGGAGACUCGAGACACUCAAUACGAUAACAAAGACACCACAUCGUUAGGUAGCAAGAAGAGUGCUCAGUCUAAAAAGAAGAAAUAG